This is a messenger RNA of Triticum dicoccoides, 1059 nucleotides long. RefSeq names its product probable xyloglucan endotransglucosylase/hydrolase protein 25. Gene Ontology annotation, biological process: cell wall biogenesis; xyloglucan metabolic process. Gene Ontology annotation, cellular component: apoplast; cell wall. Lineage: Eukaryota; Viridiplantae; Streptophyta; Magnoliopsida; Poales; Poaceae. The coding region runs from base 22 to 933 and encodes 303 amino acids. The transcript has 3 exons. Gene Ontology annotation, molecular function: hydrolase activity, hydrolyzing O-glycosyl compounds; xyloglucan:xyloglucosyl transferase activity. The record is from RefSeq and is a predicted model, not a curated record.
UCACUUCACUCCGCAGGAGCCAUGGCGUUAGCUACGGAGGGCCUCCUAGCCAGCCUAUCGGCUCUUGCGCUGAUGAUCGCCGCCUGGGCCUCUCCAGUGGCCGGUGGUCGCCCGGCGGACCAGCUACAGAUACUGUGGGGGCAGACGCAAGUGCUCAACGACGGCAACGGCGACCAGACCAUCGAGUUGAUGCUGGACCACGCCAUGGGGUCGGCCUUCAAGUCCAAGACCUCCUACCUCUUUGCCAGGAUCGACGUGGACAUCAAGCUCAUCCCCAGGAACUCCGCCGGCACCGUCACCACCAUAUAUAUGAUCUCGGAGAAGGACUGGAAGACCCACGACGAGAUCGACCUCGAGUUCCUGGGCAACGCCACCGGCCAGCCCUACACCCUGCACACCAACAUCUUCGCCAACGGCGAGGGCGGCAGGGAGGUGCAGUACCGUCUCUGGUUCGAUCCCACCCAGGACUUCCACACCUACUCCAUCGUCUGGAACACAGACGAGAUCCUGAUCCUGGUGGACGGCGUGCCGAUCCGGCAGUUCAAGAACCACUGGGACGCCGGCGUGCCUUUCCCGGUGUACCAGCCGAUGCGGCUGUUCGGGUGCUUGUGGAACGCCGACGACUGGGCGACCCAGGGUGGGCGCGUCAAGACGGACUGGUCGCAGGCGCCGUUCAUCGCCUACUUCCGGAACUACACCGCCUCCGGAUGCGCGCCCACCGCCGGCGGCUCGUGGGCGUGCGACCAGAACCCCUCCGGUUCCGGCUCCAGCUCCGGCUGGAUGGACCGGGCACGGGGAGGAGGGCGGCUGGACGACGACGUGAAGCAGCAGCAGCAGCUGAGGGAGGUGCAGGGCAAGUACAUGAUCUACAACUACUGCACCGACGAAAAGAGGUUCCCCAAUGGCUUCCCGAAGGAGUGUGGGCUGGCUUAGGAAUUAUUGUUACUACUAGGAUCGAUAGAAGUGAUUCUGAUGAUGGAGCUGGGUGGGAGAUGUGUCUUGGCAAGAACAUUAUUUCAUUCUUCUUUUGGCUAUUUAUGAAUGGCAAUUCAGAGUUUG